This is a messenger RNA of Fusarium tjaetaba, 1860 nucleotides long. RefSeq names its product 3-propionate hydroxylase. Lineage: Eukaryota; Fungi; Ascomycota; Sordariomycetes; Hypocreales; Nectriaceae. The transcript is spliced from 2 exons. The record is from RefSeq and is a predicted model, not a curated record. Gene Ontology annotation, molecular function: FAD binding. The coding region runs from base 1 to 1860 and encodes 619 amino acids.
AUGGGCAUCUCACUUUUCAACUCCAAUGCCGAUGAUAAGGUCUUUAUCCCAGUAUCCAGCAAAGCCAACUGCCACUAUACCAAUGGUGAUCAUAGCAAGGGCCAUGGUGAAGCAGUCCAAGUCCCCGUUCUCAUCAUCGGAGGCGGUCCAAGCGGCCUCUUACAAGCCUACCUCUUAUCCCAACUAGGCGUAAAGUCUCUUAUCGUCGAGCGCUACCCAGAGAGACUCGGGGCUCCGAAAGCUCAUGCUCUGAGUCCCAGAUCACUCGAGAUAUGUCGACAGUUUGGUCUGGACACAGAUCACAUCAGAAGCCUGGGCACACCAAGGGACGAUGCAUACUGGGUCAACUUUCUCACAACGCUAUCCGGUCAAGUCCUGGGACGGCUUCCGUACGAGCGCAUGGAUAAAGAGGUUCUUGACUUUACACCUGAGAUGAUCCACAAUAUUCCUCAGCCUGAUUUUGAGCAAUAUCUCGCUGACAAGUUGUCGUCUGAAGACCUUGUUGACAUCCGGAAGGGAGUUUCGUUUGUUUCCUUGUCCCAGACUCAAGACUCAGUCACGACUAUCGUUGAGGAACGUGCCACUGGUCAACUAUAUAGGGUCAGCUCAAAGUACGUGAUUGCGUGCGAUGGAGCCAAGAGUAAAGUUCGUCAGUAUGUGGGCAUCGAGAGCGACGGCGAGGACUCAUACGAGACCAUGAUGACGAUUCAUUUCAGUGCUAACCUGCGUGAAGUUGUCGGUGAUCGUGUGGGUAUGCUUCACUGGCUAUUCGAUCCGCUUGCAUCUGGCUUCAUCAUAGCCUACAAUCUUGAAGGAAACGCCGUUCUCAUCACCAAUUUUGACUCUGACAAGUACCCUGUUGAAGAGUGGAAUGAACAACUUUGCCACGAGGUACUCAAAGGAGCUAUCGGCAAGGACACAGAUUCCAAGGUACUGAGCUAUCGCCCUUGGAUCCUUAGUCGAAAGGUAGCAAACACAUACAUUCAAGGGAAUGUGUUUCUCGCGGGGGAUGCAGCUCACUCGUUUCCACCAACAGGCGGCCUGGGUCUCAACUCGGGUCUCGCAGAUGUUCAUAACCUUGCUUUCAAAAUUGCCCAUGCCCUAAACAAUCCUACCAGUAAUGUCAUGCUGGAAUCAUACACCGAAGAGCGCAGGCAGAUUGCCGAGGUAAACUCACGACAGAGUGUCAAGAACGGGCAAAAGAUCUUUGGCCUCUUGAAAGCUCUCGGAACAGCGGGCAUAUCUGAUAUCAACGAAGGUCGAAAGAAUCUACUGAAAGCUAUCAAUGAUCCGGAAAAAAUGAAAGAGGUCGAUGCUGGAGUCGAAGACCAGAGAGAGCAUUUCGAUAACCUCAACUUACAUAUCGGUUAUGUCUAUGGUGAUACAGAGUUUCCUGCUCAUGCAUCACACUUCAAGCCAGCCUUUCGACCAGGAGCAAGAAUACCGCAUGCAUGGUUACGAGGCUCACUGCCAUCCUCAUUGCCGCAGUUGAAGCCCGUCAAUCUCAGAUAUGUCAAAGAGUUGGGUGUCAAGGAUGUCGAAGAACGACGGUACAGCACUCUAGAUCUCUGCGCACCUGAUGCGUGGACGCUUUUGCUGCCUGCGAACGACGAUAAGGUACAUGCAGCUUCUUGCAUCAUUACUGAGAGUCACAAGAAUACCAAGUUCAAUAGUCUUAGGCUGCGCAAAGACUUUGAUGUAGUGACAGGAGCUGCGAAAUGGGAUUGGUUGAGCGAGUCUGGUUUAACUCUAGGACGUGCUUUGUUGGUUCGACCCGAUCAACAUAUAUUUGGGUCUUUCAGGACGGAGGGUGAGGUGAAGGCGGUGGGUCAGAAGCUGAGCAAUUUCUUAGGGGCUUGA